Angiostrongylus costaricensis is the source of this 375-nucleotide messenger RNA. Lineage: Eukaryota; Metazoa; Nematoda; Chromadorea; Rhabditida; Metastrongylidae. The record is from the annotation of a GenBank genome assembly.
AUGGGAGUAAGCACAUCGAGCGGCCGUCGGUCGGCGAGCGCCAACAGGUGCCAGGCGGGGGAAGCACACGAGCGACAUCUGGCGCCGACACAGCGCGCCCGACUCGAAAACGGCGCCAGAUUUCGAAAAUUCGAACCGCCGUCCGUCUGUCCGCGUGGACGGCAGUCCGUCCGCGUCGGCGACACUCCGUCAGUGUUGGCCGGUGGCCGGCCGCCAGCGCCGGCGGUAGUGGUGGUGACCUUGACCGCCGGUGGCGCAGUCACAGCAGGCGGGCGACGACGAGAACCUGGUCGUCUGCGUGCUGCGUUCCUCAGCAGUUCGUAUCGGGUUUUCGGUGAUUCGAUCUCUAAAAUAUACUGGUACACUUUGCUGUAG